AAGGCUGUGAGGCAGAGCCCGGCCUGCGCGGAAAGAAACUUUAAAAUAUAUAUAUAAAAAAACCGGGGUUUGGGGACGAAAGCGGCAGGUUUUCGCCAGGUGAGAGGUUUGGAAAGAACGGUAAACCUCCGGAUAAAAACGGCAGAGCUUCCCCCUCAGAAAAGAAAGCAAACAAACAGCAAACUUCUAAAAAGGAGCAGAUUUCCCCCAAAAAGCACCCUGCCGAAAAAAAAAAAAAAGCAGCAGAGCGUCGCCAGCGAGAGAGGAGCACCCCUGCUGCCGCCUGCCAUGGCCUCGUGGGGCGGAAACGGCUCUGAUUGCCCCAACGGCUCCCGCUGGGUGCUCGAGGUGUUUGACGAGUGCGCCCAGGACGGCCGCGACAUCGCCAGCGUGGUGCUGGGGCUGGUCUCCAUCUGCUGCUUUGCCGCCGCGUCAUUCCCGCAGUUCUACCAAGCCUGCAAGACGGGCAUCAUGGACCGGGCCCUCUCCAUAUACUUCCUACUGGGAUGGCUGGGGGGGGACCUCCUGAACCUCAUCGGUUCCUUCUUGGCGAACCAGCUGCCCCUGCAGGUCUACACGGCCGUGUACUACGUGCUGGCAGACCUGGUCAUGCUGUCUCUGUACUGCUACUACAAAGCUAAGAACCAGGGCCGAGGAUUCGUGGCUCCCAUCAACGUGGCCUGCCUCUUCUGCCUCCUGGGAGCGGCCUCGACCGUCCCCUUGCUGGGCAGGGCCCCAGGCCUGGCCUCCGACUCCACAGCCUUCAGAGGGAGGUCUCUGCUCUCUGCUGGCCUGGAGGAGCCUGAGUCCAAGCCUUUCACCAGGAGCGAGAUCAUCGGCUUCACCAUCGGCUCUGUCUCCUCCGUGCUGUACCUCUGCUCCCGUCUCCCCCAGAUCUACACCAAUUACCAGAGGAAAUCCACCGCUGGCGUCUCCUACUCCCUCUUCGCCCUGGUGAUGCUGGGGAACUUGCUGUACGGUGCCAGCGUGCUGCUGAAGAACCCCGAGCCGGGGCAAAGUGAAGGAGACUAUGUCCUGCACCACCUGCCCUGGCUCAUCGGCAGCCUGGGCGUCCUCUCCCUGGACGUGGUCAUCUCUUUCCAGUUCCUUGCUUACCGCGAAGGGCAGACAGGUACAGGUGAAGAGAGAGAUGCUCUUCUCGGCGGGCAGGGCAGCGGCUUGGACAGCUGACAAAGGAGCGCGGCCCAGCGCCAGAGCAGCAAGGUACUGGUGGCACAGGAUGCUGCUGAGAGACCUCAUGCCACAUAGAUACCAAUGAUGCUACCGGGAUAAACAGAAAAACUUUCAAUACCUCAGCAGGUCACUCUUCCCUGCUCUGAGCUCCGCAGCUGACCUCAGUCACUUCUGCUUUCUGUACCUCAGCGGUGAUGUGGAGCUUGCACGCUGCGGGCAGAAGCGAUGACGAGAGCCAAAGGAGCUGCGGGGAGGGCACGGAGAUGACUGACCCGCCACAGCUGCCAGCACCGCACGCCUCUGGGGGGUGGGUGGGUCUCACGUCCCUGCCCCUGAACUUCUGGAAGGCGGGGCAGUGACUGGAACCCAUCUGGAACAAAGGGAAGGUGCAGGGCAACCAAAGUGUUUCGGUUCACACACAGGUAUUUUAAUUAGCAUGGCUCUGAUUUCUAUAAACAAGUCCUUGCCCCACGUG
Molecule: messenger RNA, 1669 nt
Organism: Anas platyrhynchos (mallard)
Lineage: Eukaryota; Metazoa; Chordata; Aves; Anseriformes; Anatidae
Gene: SLC66A1
Product: solute carrier family 66 member 1
Cellular component (GO): lysosomal membrane
Molecular function (GO): L-lysine transmembrane transporter activity
Source: RefSeq, a predicted model, not a curated record